CACGUACACACACAUCCAUGGGAUACAAUAGGUCAUCUACAACUUCAUAGUUGCAAAACCCUAAAACAGAAAAAUAAAAACAAAGCAAGGAAAUGGAAAGUUUAAGGAAAAUGUUAGUAGUGCUGAUGACGAUGGUUGUCACAGUGCGUAUGGUGAAUGCUUCACUUGUUUAUGUAGGAGGAGGGAAAGAAACAUGGAGAUCUAACGUUAACUUCUCUGAAUGGUCUGCACGUCAAAACAUCUAUGUGGGAGACUGGCUCUAUUUUGGAUUCGACAAGAAACUUUAUAAUGUUCUUGAGGUGAACAAGACAGGCUAUGAAGGUUGCCACGACGUGGGCUUCAUAAAGAAUAUCACAAGGGGAGGUCGAGAUGUAUUCCAAGUGAAUGAGGCCAAGACAUAUUAUUUCAUUAAUGGUGGUGGCAGUUGCUUUGGAGGAAUGAAAGUUGCUGUCAAUGUUGAAAAUCCUCAGCCUGCCCCUUCCCCAUCUCAAUUAACUGGUGUUAAAAGUAUCAAAAAUGGUUCUCCAUCAAGAUUUGGUGGCCAUGUCGUUACCUUAAUGGCUGUGCUUGCUAAUGUUCUCUUGGCCUGGGCAAUCCUUUAACUCCCCAGGAGCUGAUAUACAUUAUUUUUAUGUUGUAUAAGGUUGUCCACAAAGGAAUUGUUAUGGCUUGUGUUUGUUUUUGGUGCCUGAUGGUGGCCAUUGUUUUAAGCUUCAGGGCAUAUGAAAACUUCUUUGUUUUGAAUUUUCUCCAUUGAUAAAAAGCAAAAUCAACAGUGAAUUGUCACAA
This is a messenger RNA of Populus trichocarpa (black cottonwood), 789 nucleotides long. RefSeq names its product lamin-like protein. Bases 93 to 602 code for a protein of 169 amino acids. The record is from RefSeq and is a predicted model, not a curated record. NCBI's taxonomy places the organism in Eukaryota, Viridiplantae, Streptophyta, Magnoliopsida, Malpighiales, Salicaceae. Gene Ontology annotation, cellular component: plasma membrane. Gene Ontology annotation, molecular function: electron transfer activity. The transcript has 2 exons.